This is a messenger RNA of Aphis gossypii (cotton aphid), 1413 nucleotides long. RefSeq names its product glia maturation factor beta (gene GMF). The transcript is spliced from 4 exons. Gene Ontology annotation, cellular component: actin cortical patch. Gene Ontology annotation, molecular function: actin binding; Arp2/3 complex binding. The record is from RefSeq and is a predicted model, not a curated record. NCBI's taxonomy places the organism in Eukaryota, Metazoa, Arthropoda, Insecta, Hemiptera, Aphididae. Gene Ontology annotation, biological process: actin filament debranching; negative regulation of Arp2/3 complex-mediated actin nucleation. Bases 245 to 664 code for a protein of 139 amino acids.
UACCUCAAUACCAGCUGUAUUACUGUGUUAAAUAUUAUAAUAUACCUACUGAUUAUAAUUUAUAAUAUUAAAAAUAUUAAUAUAGUAAUUGGUAAAUAUUGUUUAUACUCUAUAGUCUAUACUAGUCUAUUCUCUACUACUUUACACUUACAUAGUAACAACUUUGCAAGUUGUGAAUUGUGUACGUGUACUUAGACCCCGAAGACUUUCUAUAACUAGAUACGGUACCUAUUUGUGUGGUAAAAUGGGUACUAAAGUAUGUGAUAUUGGAGAUGAUGUUAAGGAAACAUUGAGAAAGUUUCGGUUCCGUAAAACAACAAAAAAUGCCGCUCUUAUAAUGAAAGUAGACAGAGAAAAACAGCAAGUAUGUGUAGACGAAAUGUUGGAUGAUGUUACUCUUGAAGAACUAAGAGAAAUUUUACCGGGUCAUCAGCCACGUUACAUAAUUUAUUGCUGUAAAAUGGAACAUGGAGAUGGCCGAGUGUCAUUCCCAAUGUGUUUCAUUUAUUUUACUCCAAGAGAUAGUCAUAUGGAAUUGCAAAUAAUGUAUGCAGGUACUAAAAUGGCUUUACAACGUGAAGCUAACUUGACUAGGGUGUAUGAAGUAAGAGAAUUGGAUGAAAUGACAGAUGAGUGGUUACAAGACUGUGUUAUGGGAAAGUAAUAUUUUGUACAAAUGUAAAACAAUAUAUUAUAAAUGACAUAAAAUAGGUUUUAUAAUGAAUUCAUAGUUUUUCAAAAAAAGACCAUUAAUUAAUUUAAUAACACAUUAUACUGACCCAUAUUUAUUUUAAAUAAUCAAUAUCCAUUUUUAGAUGUUACAGUGAAUAGAAUAAGUACAAACCAUUAUUCUAAAUUUUUAAAAAUGAAAUUUAACUGUUAAUUGAUAUAUAUAUAUUUUUUUUUUAUAAUAUUUGACACCCCAUAAAAAUAUUUUAUAUUUAAAAUAUUUGAGUAUCCUUAACAUUAGAAUCACUAAGCAUUCCUUUCGAUUUUUCACUUUUAUGUGUAUUAUGAUAAAGUAUUUUUUUUAAUUGUACAUCAUAAUUUUUAUAACCUGAAAAUUAACAAAACCUUGUUUUUAUAUGAAUAUUAUAUUUUUAAUAAUUUAGGUUAUCUAAAUUACAAGUGUGUGAUUUUUUUACUGAACUGUAACUAUAUUUAUACAAAAUUUUUAUAUUACUACAACAUAUAGUUUUUAAGUGAAUUCAUAUUUUAGUAAACAUUAUUUAAUGUUAAAUUAAUCUAUUAUAUUAUUUGUUCAUUUUUUUGUUAAAUAAUUUAUUUUUAAAUUUGUUAAAUUAUAUUUUAUAAUAUCCGUGGUGUAAAAUUUUCUUUGAAAAUUACACUUUGCUAAUAGUUUGUAAUACACAAUAUCAUUUUUUUUAUAAUAAAUUAUCAAGUGUGUUUUUA